Messenger RNA from Mitosporidium daphniae, 654 nucleotides. RefSeq names its product subunit of Snf5. Bases 1 to 654 code for a protein of 217 amino acids. The transcript has 4 exons. Gene Ontology annotation, biological process: chromatin remodeling. Gene Ontology annotation, cellular component: nuclear chromosome. The record is from RefSeq and is a predicted model, not a curated record. Lineage: Eukaryota; Fungi; Microsporidia.
AUGGAAGACUUCAGUAGAUUCAACGUUAUUCUGCAAGGCCCUCCGUUGAUGCUCUUAAUCAAGCUGGACAUCAUUGCGGUUGGAUAUAACUUGAUAGACCAGUUUGAGUGGCAGUUAAAUCCAGAAUGUGAAAGCUACAAGAAUUCCCCUGAAAACUAUGCCACAAAAUUUGUUGCCGAAAUGUCGCUAAAUACAGAGUUUAUUUCUGCAAUUGCCCAUUCAAUAAGGGAACAGUGCCAUUGGGCAAGAAAGGCACUCGUUAACCAAGGAUAUGACUGGAACAUUGACGAACGCUCACAGAUACCAUAUGAACUUAUGGGGCUUCUUUCUGUAAAUCCUAAGCCUUUAGAGCUCCGACCCGAGCAAGAGUGGGAUUUAUACUCGCCAAAGGUGACCAAAGUUGACGAAAGCGCAUCCUCCAUUUUCCAUCCAUCUGCUCAAGAAAGAGAGUCAAGACGACUGCGCCGUCAGAUGCGCAGCAAAGGCAUGUUGGGGCUUGGCUCCUCCCUGGGCAUAUUUGGAAUGGACUCCUCAUGGCCUUUGAGCUUUAAAAAAGGAACAAAAGAAUGCACGAAAGUGUUAGGAUUUUCAAAGCAGCCAAAAAUUCACGAAAAAGUUCAUAUUGGCGAAAAAAAAGUACACAAAGCAAGUUAA